AUGGAAGACCAGAAAGACAAACUAAAAAAUCAAGAAAAAUAAAAUAAUUUAAAAAUAAAUGAUAAAAUAAUCGAAACUCACUCUAUUGAUGAAGCAGAUUAAGAUAUUUAAUAAGAUUUUAAUGAAAAGAUUAAUGCUUAAGCUUAAAUGCCGCCUCCUUUAAUGAUAAACCCUAAUAAGAACUUAAAAUAAGAAUAAAUUUCUAAUAAUUAAGAAAAAAAAAAUGGGGAAAUAUUAUAACCAGCAAACGCUUAUUAAAUACCUUAAGUCUAAGAAUUUGAUAUUUUAAAGAACAGUUAAGGAGAAUUUUAAAUAGAAGAUAAUUAAAACUUAGAGAUGAUCACUCCUGUAACAAUGCCUGAUAAUAAUCAUAAUUAUUUAAAAGAGAAAAAAUCAAAUAACUCUAAUCAAACUAAAAAUAAUUAAGGGACUGCUAAUUAAAAAUAAUAAUAAAAUUAGUUAGUCAAGAAACUAUUUCAAAAAUAAAGCAGUCAAAGUGUAAUUAUAGAGCAUGGUCUAAAUACAUAAACGCCAAGCAGCCUUUCAAAUAAGGAAAAUAAUGGUAAGGAUCAAUAAAAAUUACCCAAGAGCAAACGUGAAAUUAAACAAAAAAAAGCUCUUUUAAGCUUAUCUACUUCUAAUAAUAUCUUUGGUUUUUUAGUUAAGAAAUCUAAUUAAGAAGUAAAAGCUUUCAGUGAGACUGAAAAUUAUCAUUCAGAUACUUUCUGCUGCGACAUGUUGUAUAGAGACGAUUGUUGCCUUAAACAAGUCUUAGACUUAAUUUUCCAAUUCGUAUUUGCUCCUUUCAGACUCAUGAUAUUUAUUAUCAGAAUAUGCAUUGCUUGCUGUGAAGACGAUGGUGAUGAUGAUAUCAGCAACAACAGUGAGGAAAAUCCAUGUUUUACAUGUUGUUAUAAUUUAAUUUAUUGUCCGUUUAAGUGUUGUGGAGACUGGUUAAAUUAAUUUGCCUUUUCAAUCAAAUAAUUCAUCUGUAAAAGUCUUUGGAUUUUACCAGAAUAAGCAGUCGCGUUCUAUAAUAGUAACAUACAAAUUUGCUUAAUUUAAGCAGGACUUUUCUUUAAAAAUUGCUGUUUUUUUACUUCAUAUUACAAAUUCUUAGAAAACCUAACUGACUGUUGCUGUUUAAAACCUUUUCACUUACUCGGAGAAUGCCUAAUGUGGCUAUGUUCCCCUCAAGGGUUUUGCUAAAAAUUUUUCAAAAUCAUAAAUUUUGUUACCUGCAAAAUAAUUUCAGUUACUUGUAUCUCAAAAUUAUUUUAUUGUUGCUAUUCAAAAGUUUAAAAACCCUUAAAAAACAACAAGGAAAUAAGCAUUUCUUAUUUUUGUGGGUGUGCUUUUGAUACUACAGGUGACUAUGAAGAUAUUGAAUAAAAUCUAUGA
Molecule: messenger RNA, 1401 nt
Organism: Tetrahymena thermophila SB210
Lineage: Eukaryota; Ciliophora; Oligohymenophorea; Hymenostomatida; Tetrahymenidae
Exons: 2
Source: RefSeq, a predicted model, not a curated record